GUAAGAAAUGCAAACAUUUUGUAAUUACGAAAGUCAUGAAACCAUUUGAAUAUUCUAUUUGCAGCUAAGAGGGCGUAUCAUUUGUCAGUUUAUUAGUUGUUAAUUUCUGUCUAACUCGUGGAUGUGGGACAUGCUUACUGGCUAACUAGCUAGCCUGCUACAAGUUUGAAUGAAGAUUAAACCACACCGCAUGCAUUUUUGGACAAAUUCAAGAUGACGUCUCUAGCCCAGCAGUUAAAGCGCCUGGCCUUGCCCCAAAAUGACGCAAAUCUGUUCAACCGACGGGAGAUUGCUUCCUUGCUCUUCAACCCUAAGGAAGCAGCGAGUACAGAUAGAAGCACCUUCUAUGCACUUGGAUGCAAUGGACUGGAGGAGCUAUUGGGGAUUGAGCCUGCAUUUGAAGAGUUCCUGGACACACUGUUCAGCAAUGCCUCUAUGAACCUGGAACGUAGUGUCCAGUCCAAAGAAGUCAACAAGAAGCUGGACAGAGACAUUGACCUAUUCCUCACUCGCCUGUCUCCCUACUUACUUCUGAAGCCAUCACUGAAGUGCAUUGAGUGGCUUUUACAUAGGUUUCACAUUCAUGUAUACAAUCCAGACAGUCUUAUAGCAUGUGCUUUACCGUAUCAUGAGACCAAAGUGUUUGUCAGAAUCAUUCAGCUUCUGAAGAUUGAUGAGCCAACUAACCGCUGGAGCUGGUUACAUGGACUCCAGAAACCAGGUGUGCCCUUGGCCAGAGGGACUCUACUGACUCACUGUUACAAAGACCUAGGUUUCAUGGACUUCAUCUGUAGUCUGGUCACCAAGUCCGUCAAGGCAUACUCUGAAUCCGCUCGCGAUGGCAACUGCGCUCAGCUCCGUGUGAUCUUCUCGUUCUAUGCGUCCACCAUUGUGUCGGCUCUGGAUGCCGCAGAAAAGAUUACAGACUCCAUUAUCGCCAAGCUUUUACCCAACGUACAGCUGGGCUUGAAGUCUUCCCUUGUGGACUACAAGGCUGCCACCUACAUGAUCGUGUGCCAGCUGGCGCUGAAGGUGGUGAUGGAGGCCCACUUGGUGGACUCGCUGGCUGUGCAUAUCAGCAAGUCUCUGUGCAAGGCCCCGCUGCUGGCCAGAGAGGGCCUGGGCUGCCUCAUCGUCCUGCUGCAGAACCAGAAGGACAAGGCGGUGGGACCGAAAGCGUACGGGCACCUGUGCGGAGUUCCUGACCUGAUCCCCACACUUCAGAGCGUUGCAUCAUCAUAUGACAUCAGUCCUCUCCUCUGUUACCUCCUCCCUCUCCUCAUUCACUCCGUCAUCACUCAGUCUGAUGAGAAGGAGGAGAUGCAGACAGACGUGGCCUCCGAGACCAGCAGCUCCAGGAGUUUGUUUAACUCUCUCCUUCAGGACAUUCCUCUGACCAGCGGCCUGGACAGCACUGUAGCCAAGUUGCUUCUCGAGGAAUACCUCUCCCAUGGAAACCAGCUGCCCACAGAGGAGAUCUCUUCCCUAAACCAGCAGAUGCAGUCGGUGGUGCGACUGUUUGAAUCAAAGUAUCCUGGAGCUCUGGAUGCUGCUUUGGGCAGUCAUGUCCCAGAUGUGGCUUCCUCUGAAGACAGGAGCCUUUUCCAUCAGUUCAUUUCUCUCUCCAUGAGCAGUGGCAAAUAUGAGAUCCUGGCUGACUCUGACACCUCACUCAUGCUGAGUCUGAAGCACCCUCUGCCUGCUGUGAGGAACAUGGCCGUGGAGCACCUGAAGGAGGUCCUCCGCAAACGACAGGAGGGCUUUGAUGAGGCCUUCCUGAAGGAAGCUUUGCUGGAGCGCCUUGAAGAUCAUGUACCUGCUGUGGUGUCUGCAGCCAUGCAGGCUCUAGAGCUGUACAUUGACCGCUUGGACUCUGCAGACACGGUGUCCAGUUUGCUCUCACUCCUUCAGCGUACUGACGUCUCAGCCCAAAGAGAUUGGUAUCCUGUGCUGAAGCAAGCCAUCCAGAUUCUGGAUGACCCCCGUGUGGUUGAGGGGAACCCGGAGCUGAAGGCCCGUGUGGGCUGGGAGCUGCUGCCCUACCUGGUGGUCACGAGCCCCUUACCAGACUCCCCUGAGCUCCAGCUGGCCCUAUGUGUGGCUGAGACCACCCUGCUCUCCCAGCUCCCCCUCACUAAGGGCUGGGCCCAUGAACUUCAGGGAGUGCUGAAGAAAACCCUUGAGGCUGACAUGGUGGGAGCUGCCAACCAACAGCUCAUACUGACACUGACCAAAAACCUGUCCGUGAUGGAUGCAGCCUCAAAGCGCACCGCUCUGGAGGAGGUGGCAAAGGCUCUGGAGAAGCAGAAGGAAGGCGUGAGGGAGCAGGCGGCGUUUGUGGUGCUGAGCCACACGCUGCUGCGAGGCAUCGUGGACCUGAGCGAGACCCAGCACCUCCUCACCGCCCAGAAGCUCUACACCCUGCUGGAGCCGGCCAUCCUGGAGCUCCUCGCCCAGCCUCCAGAAGAGGUGCUCGUGGGAAACUGUCCCCCAGCCUUUGUGGCGGAACAGCUGGGGGAGUACCUGCACCUGCUGCGCUCGGGCCAGCCCGCACAGAGAGAGCAGGCCACGCUGCUGGUGUCACUCCUCAGCCAGUUCAUCAGCAGCCUCAAGAGCUCCCAGUCUGGCUUCAAAGGGGAGAUGUGGUGGAACCCAGAGAAGCUAGACACCAGUACGUGCUGUUACCUACGACUGCUGAUCCGCCUGUUUGACGUGGUCAUCACAGGGGCCAGUCAGGGGCCCCUAGCCUCCAGCUUCAGGGCUCUGCUGCAGCUGCUCUUCCAGGUGCACCUGAGCAACUCCCUGGAGCUCUUUAAGUUCCUAUCUCUGCUGUGGGGCUACAGCCAUAGCCUGGGUGACCAGCUGGAGUGCAGGGUGGGUGCCCUCCUGCAGACCCAGGCUCUGUACAUGGGCAAAGCCCUCCUGGCCGCCCAGUCUGCCACAAACCUCAACUCGCUGGCUUCAGAUGCAUCUCCAGUCGUACCCUCCCUGCUGGUGUGUCUGUGUUCUCCGGUGUGUGAGGUGCGCAGGGCAGCAGUGGCCUGUCUGCAGACCCUCCAGGCAGCCAGCUCCUCUCCAUUCCUACCCGUGGUGCUGGCCCUGCUGAAGGCCCCAGAGGAACUCAUCUCAGACCCAUCCUACCUUAGCCAGGCCCUUGGGAAGCUGUAUGAGGAUGCCCUCACAGCAGGAGGGAAGAAGAGGCAGCAGCAGGCCGCCGUAGAGCAGCUGGUGAAGUGUGUCCAGAGCCCCAGCUGCCCGGCCUACAUGAGCAAAGCCCUGCUCAGGGCUCUACAGGAGGUCAACGGAGAGGGUGUGCUGGCCAUCAUUCUGCCCCCACUGGAUCUUCUGCUGGAGCAGUGCAGCUCCGACUUCUCUGCGAUCGAGGGGGACGAGGACCUGCUGGUGCAGCUCAUGCUGAGCAAGUACAACGAGCAGUCGGCCCCUCUCCUGGCCCGCGAGCCCCGCAGCCUGGAGGUCCUCCUCAAAGCCAUGGGCACCCGCUCCCAGCCCUACCCCACACUCCCAAGCGUCCAGGUCAUGGCCCUGGAGAAGAUUACCAAGGCCUUCUUCCCAGCUCUUGGAGAUGAGAAGGUCCAGCAAAGAAUUCUGGGAGCAAUGUUUGAUUUGCUGGUUGAUUGCAAGAAUCCAGUCUGUGCCCAGACUGUAAACAAUGUCUUCAAAGUGAUCGCUGUGGAUGCUGAGCUGGUGGCCAAUGAGCUGACGCCUGCACACAAGCCCAAAGUCUCUGGGAGUGUGGUGCAGACUCGCAGGAGCAUGAGGCUGAGGAAAGGCCCCGAUGCCUCAGCUCCUUCUGAUGAGGAUGCAUCCGUCUCAUGGCAGAGGGUGACUCUCAUCCUGGAGCUGCUGCAGCACAAGAAGAAGCUCAAGAGGCCACAAGCCCUGGUGCCAGUACUAUUUAACCUCCUAGCCAGGAGUCUGGAUGUGGGGUCAGCAGAGCAAGGCAACAUGGAGUACACCAAACAGCUUCUUCUCGGCUGCCUGCUCAACAUCUGCCAGAAGAUCUCCCCUGAUGGCAAGCCAGUCAGCCAAGAUGUUCUAGAUGAGGACAAGAUGAACGUGGAGCUGGUGGUGCAGUGUGUGAGGAUGUCUGACAUGCCCCAGACCCACCACCACGCCCUGCUGCUGCUGGGUACUGUGGCUGGCAUCUUCCCUGAGAAGGUCCUUCACAACAUCAUGCCCAUCUUCACCUUCAUGGGCGCAAAUAUCAUGCGCCUGGAUGACGCCUACAGCUUCCAAGUCAUCAACAAAACUGUGCAGGCGGUCAUCCCUGCACUCAUACAGGCCUACGAGGGCAGCUCUGCCCAGUCCGAGGCCCACAUGGAGUGCGUGGUGACCAAGAUCAUGCACGUGUUCACGGACGCGCUGCCCCACGUGCCCGAGCACCGGCGCCUGCCCAUCCUCUCCCAGCUGCUGGUCACCCUGGGCCCGGCCCGCUUCCUGUGGGUGCUUCUGCUGCUGCUGUUCAAACAGCAUGCCACCCAGAUGUCCGCUAACAUCAGCACUACAGAGAAGGAUUUGUUUCUGGAAAACGACGUGGACUUCUGGAUUUCUAUCUGCUGUGAAUUUGAGGUGAACGACCAACUCGCAUCUCUCAUCAACAUCCUGAAGUACCUUAAGGCACUACCACAGGACAAAGAGGAGGGUUCUGAGACCAGAAAGACACAGGCUAAGAAGAAAGAGGAGACAGCCAUGGAACUCGUCUUCAGUAUUGAAUCUCACAGCAGCAAGGAGUUCCGCCACUACAAGUUCCUAUCUGUGUCUUUCAUGUCCCAACUGCUGGCCUCCAACCGUUUUGUCGGAAAGGUGGCAGAUAUGGAGGAAGCAUCCACUGAAACGUUGCAGGUCCUUCAGCAGAGUCUUCUUGAGGAGAUCCUGUGCUACAUCCACACUGUGGCUCGGUGUGUGGAGGAAAACUGUAACAACCCCACUGCCAAAUUCUGGAGAGCGCUGCUCAACAAGGCCUACGAAGUCCUAGACAAAGUGAACUCCCUGCUGCCCACUGACACCUUCAUCAAGGUCAUCAGGGGCCUGAUGGGUAACCAGCUGCCGUCUGUGAGGAGGAAGGCCAUGGAGCUUCUCAACAACAAACUACAGCAGAAGACUCAGUGGCAGGAAGAGCAGGUGACGGCACUGCUUCCUCUCACUGGAGACCUUCUGGGUGUCCUGGGCCAUGGAGCCCAGCAGCGGCCUGGUGAGGCCCAGGAGCAGGAGGAGCAGGCUAUCAACCGGCAGACGGCCCUCUACAGCCUCAAGCUCCUGUGCCGCAGCUUCGGCGCCGGCCACGCGCAGGCCUUCGUGCCGGUGCUGGUCUGCGCGGUAGACCUGCUGCUGUCGCCCAGGGAGGAGAAGAACGUGAUGGGCAGCGCCCUGCUCUGCAUCGCCGAGGUCACCAGCACCCUGAAGGCCCUGGCCAUACCACAGCUCCACAGACUUAUGCCAGGAGUGCUGAACACGCUGGUGGAGCGCAAGGAUCUGCUGUCCAAUGAGAUCUACCUGCUGAGUGCUGUGACCGCUCUGCAGCGAGUCUCCGAGACACUCCCUCACUUCAUCAGCCCGUACCUGCUGGACACACUGCUGCAGGUGACACGUCUGACGCGGGUUGCAGAGCAGACCACAACAUGCCCACAGCUGGCAGCACGCCUAGCCUCACUCCGCACGACCCUGGCAACCAAGCUGCCGCCCAGGGUCCUACUGCCCACAGUUACCAAGUGUUACCAAAGUCUUGUGGAGUCCCAGCAGAACCGUCUUGGACCAUUAAUGAUCAUUUUGAAAGAGCACAUUGCUCAUAUGGAAAAGGACCAGCUCAACUCCCACCAGUCAGACCUCACCACAUUCUUCCUGUCAUCGCUUGACUUCCGAGCCCAACACUGUCAGGGUGAUCUGGUGAAGACCCAGGAGAUUGAGGGCUCAGUGAUUGACUGUCUGCUGGGCAUGGUCAUGAAGCUAUCAGAGGUCACCUUCAGGCCCCUCUUCUUCAAACUGUUUGACUGGUGCAAGACGGAUAGCACAACCAAGGAUAGACAGCUCACUUUUUACCGCCUGUCAGACUGCAUUGCAGAGAAGCUGAAGGGGCUCUUUGUGCUCUUCGCUGGCCAGCUGGUCAAGCCAUUCUCUGACAUCCUCCGCCGGAUUCACGCAACGAAUACAGAUGAAGCCUUCUUCGACGGAGAUGAUGAGCAGGAGAAGAGUUGCCAGCUCCUGCAGUAUGUCCUGGACUGCCUGGGCAAGAUCUUCCUUUACGACACACAGCGCUUCCUCAGCAAGGAGAGGGCAGAAGCCCUCAUGAACCCUCUGGUGGAUCAGCUGGAGAACAUGCUGGGUGGAGAGGAGGUCUACCAGGCCAGAGUCACGAAACACCUGGUGCCCUGCAUUGGUCAGUUUGCUGUUGCUAUGGGAGACGACUCCCAGUGGAAGGUCCUCAACUACCAAGUCCUGCUGAAAACACGACACAUCUCCCCGAAGGUGCGGUUUUCAGCCCUGCUUAUGGUACUGGAGCUUGCUGGGAGACUGAAGGAGAACUACAUGGUCCUGCUGCCUGAAACCAUCCCCUUCCUGGCCGAACUCAUGGAGGAUGAAUGUGAGGAAGUGGAGCACCAGGUACAGAAAGUAAUCAAUGAAAUGGAGAACAUCCUGGGAGAGCCACUGCAGAGCUACUUCUAAAGGACCACUAGAGGGCACCAAACACUCAUCCAGAUCACUUCUUCAGAACAGGCUUGAAUGCCUGCCAGUCCACAUAAGACUAAAGGACUGAAACUCAAUGAGGAACCUCAAAGCUAAAUUAUAGAAAGGUGUGCCUUGAUGAUAAACGUUGAAAAGUGAGACUGUUGUAUUUGUCACUGUGUCUUGCUAAUAAAAGAUGAAACGUGUUUUGUCUUCACACUCAAGUAAUACAAUUUGUUUCUUUUUUUAUUCCAUUUGUGAGUAACAGCAAUAUUACCACCCCAAGUGUUACUUUAAUUUCAGUAUAUUUGUAUGAGGCAUCUUAAGAUCCUCAGGCCUGAUAUUAAGGUUUUGUUUGUUUUAAAUGUGAUGCUUGAUUGAUGUUUGUUUUGAUUUUGUAGAAAUAAUAAAAAUGAUCACAUGAAUU
Clupea harengus (Atlantic herring) is the source of this 7108-nucleotide messenger RNA. RefSeq names its product HEAT repeat containing 1 (gene heatr1). The transcript is spliced from 45 exons. The coding region runs from base 214 to 6681 and encodes 2155 amino acids. The record is from RefSeq and is a predicted model, not a curated record. Gene Ontology annotation, biological process: maturation of SSU-rRNA from tricistronic rRNA transcript (SSU-rRNA, 5.8S rRNA, LSU-rRNA); positive regulation of transcription by RNA polymerase I. Lineage: Eukaryota; Metazoa; Chordata; Actinopteri; Clupeiformes; Clupeidae. Gene Ontology annotation, molecular function: snoRNA binding. Gene Ontology annotation, cellular component: t-UTP complex; small-subunit processome; 90S preribosome.